Triplophysa dalaica is the source of this 2883-nucleotide messenger RNA. It is a transcript of the gene rab6bb, whose product is annotated as RAB6B, member RAS oncogene family b. The record is from RefSeq and is a predicted model, not a curated record. The transcript is spliced from 8 exons. The coding region runs from base 131 to 757 and encodes 208 amino acids. NCBI's taxonomy places the organism in Eukaryota, Metazoa, Chordata, Actinopteri, Cypriniformes, Nemacheilidae. Gene Ontology annotation, molecular function: GTPase activity; GTP binding.
AGGACUUGACAUCGCGGAGCAGCACUGCAAUAUCCAUCGAUUCGGGACCGAAGAUUUCCCCUCUGCAUUCUCGCAAGACUGGUGCCACCUGUACAUAAUAAUCCAUUACAACUCUGUAACAAAAGCAAUCAUGUCUAUGGGAAGUGACUUUGGGAACCCUUUAAGGAAAUUCAAACUUGUUUUUUUAGGGGAGCAAAGCGUUGGAAAAACAUCGCUGAUAACAAGGUUCAUGUAUGACAGUUUUGACAACACUUAUCAGGCGACUAUUGGAAUUGACUUUUUAUCAAAAACCAUGUACCUGGAGGACCGAACUGUGAGGUUACAGCUGUGGGACACUGCGGGGCAGGAGCGUUUCAGGAGUCUCAUUCCGAGCUACAUAAGAGACUCCACAGUGGCUGUGGUGGUGUAUGACAUCACAAAUAUCAAUUCAUUUCAGCUUACCUCCAAAUGGAUUGAUGAUGUCAGAACAGAGAGGGGAAGUGAUGUCAUCAUCAUGCUGGUGGGCAAUAAAACAGACCUUGAGGAGAAGAGGCAAAUCACUAUUGAAGAGGGGGAGCAGAGGGCUAAAGAGCUGAAUGUGAUGUUUAUUGAGACCAGUGCGAAGACCGGCAGCAACGUUAAACAGUUGUUCCGGCGAGUGGCUGCUGCUUUGCCAGGAAUGGAGAGCUUGGAUGAAAAUAACAAAGAAGGCAUGAUCGACAUUAAGCUGGACAAACAACCAGAUCCUCCGGCCACUGAAAGUGGGUGUUCCUGUUAGUAGAAAGCAGUUUGGACCUUCAUUUAACACCACACGCUUGUUUUGUUGCUUCCUAUGGGUCCACGUACAGUUGAACUUUAUGAUCGGAUAUAGGCUUUUAACAUCUAUCUGAAUGGGUCUGAUAUUAUACUCCUCAGUUGCAAGAAAAAUCACUGUCAGUUCAAUUGCCAAAAGAAUAUAAUAGGUAAUUCCAAACGACUAGCUAACAGAUUCAUAUGAGACAGGAAGUGGCAUGUGUACCAUCAUCGGACAAAAACAUUCAGAGUGGAUUAUCAGUUGUUAUGUUUUGUAUUUUUGUACAUUACAAAAGCACUAAAUGCCUUCACAAAAACUAAUAAGAAAUAAGAGGAACGUCAGAUUAACUGUCGUUCGACUAUAGCAUGCAUGUAAGACAACUUUUAGAAUCUGUUAUGUCCUUUGGUCCAUACACAUCAGUAGUAAAGAAACAAUUAUUGAAAAAGAAAAAAAAGAGAAAGAUCCUGUAAAAAGUCUCAGUGUGAGUCUGUGUGUAUGCUGUACAUCUUACAUGCUAAUCCAGUAGCAGGCCUCGGUGAGGGGUGUGCACGCUCUGGCUAACCUUUAAAGUGCGUUGGCACUGUUGCAAAGAACUAAUGGAUUUUUUCUGCUAGCAUCAUGUAUACACCUUAGAUCCGUACUGUAUUGUAUAUAGUAUUUAUAUUAUUGUGAACAUCCAUCAUCUACUCUAGACGUAGUUUUUGUUCACCUGUACAAAUAUUAUUUUCUUUAUUUUAAUAUGAAAAGGGCUUCACUCUUGUUUUAUUUCUCUCACCUGUAGCCAUACACUGGUAGUGAAGUAUUCGAUUUGAUUUGGGCAUUUUUUUGUUGCCUUAUAUUGUUUUAUUGUUCCAGCAGGGUCAUUUGAUUUUUAAAUGAUCUUUUCCGAAGGCAUACUUUUAAUCCCAUUACACCCCUCAACAGGAAUUUAGAGAAAGAGAAAGUGUCAUUUAGAAUGAGGUGAGGAAGGUGAAUUUGAGGUGAGCCUUAGAAACAACUGGAUUGUCAUUUCAAAUACAUGCACUUUGUUCUGGGUUCUGACAAGGAAAUGUAUUUCUUUUCGCUUCGUAAAGUGAUGAAACAGGUAAAUGAUUGUCAUAUCUCUCAUAAAGCCUUACUGGUAUGAAAGCAGAUGUCGAAAUUCAUAAUGUUAGCUAGAGGUGAAAACUGCUUUUUUUCUGUAAUGACUUCACCUCGACAUUUUUAAAACAGAGCUGAGCGGAAACAGAAUGUACAAUGUUAGUAGUUAACUCGCAAUGUUCAGGUUAUUGCAACAGAAAUGUGAGUUGUUUACGAAUCUGUCUGUAAAAAUAUUAGCUGGGAUCUUUUAACUUUAUUUUUUUGUUUCGUAUCUUAAAUUGUUUACAUAAAUGCACUGACUAACACCACUGACUGUAUAGAGAUUCUUGGAUUAAUUUAGAAUAUAUUAAGCGUUUAAAAUAUAUUUAAUUUUGGUACCAAUAAUUUAUUAAUUUGAACAAAAAUGAUCGUUUUUGUUGGACAUAAGGAAUUACUGUGACUGAAUUGAGGGAACUUACAGUCGACUUUAGCUUUGCUCUGAUACAAACUGUGGAUUUUUAAAUGGGUCACCGAUAUUAACUUAGGGGUGGGGCUGAGGUAGAUGAGUUUUUCAUUGAGAGGUCAUAAGUCAUCUUUUACAUUUCUCAAGCCUCCAUUUCUUCUUGUUGUUUGCUUUGUCAUCUUUCACUUUUGUACACUAGUUGUGCCUUCUGUUGUUGUGACACCACAAUGCAAAGCUUUCACUGUAUGGCUACCUGAGAACACAUGUUUUAGACUGAGAAAGAUGGUCACUGACAGGUUGGCCAGGCAACCGACAGAGUUACAACAUUGUGUGAUAUUCAUUUAAUGAAAUCUUGUGUUCACGUGGUCAAGCGUUGAAGCGCUGCAGAACAUUCUGAUGUAAGGGGAAGGUUUUAUGUAAGACCGGAAAAAAUGUUGCUAUUGAAAGUGCUUGAGGAGGUCGAAUCCCUCAAAGAUGUUGCCAUAGGAUUGUGUAAAGCAGUGUAGUUGCCUCUUUAUUCACUCUGUAAGGACAUUUAUGAGCAUGACAUCUGUCUGAAAAAAUCAAUAAAAUCCAUGUCUUAAUACCA